AUCGACAUCUCGACACGACCUUUUCCUCUCCUAAUCUUGCCAUUCCAGGACUUGCUCUUCGAGUCAGCUGUAGACAAGUAUCAGGAUGCCGUACGAAAAAGGAUCGCUCUUUGCUUGUAACCCUGCCACCCAAAGGCUGGUCUCGACCAAGAUCUCUGCCGAUGCAAAGGGAGAGAAGAUCGCCUACGUGAACGGGAGGACGGUCAUCAUCCGAGAUCUGAAUGACCCCACUAAAUCCGUAUCAUACUCCCAACACACCCAGCCGACGACCGUAGCCCGUAUCUCCCCCUCAGGCUUCUACUGCGCUUCCGGUGAUAUCAGCGGGACAGUCCGCAUCUGGGAUAUUGCCGGUACCGAUCAGACCCUCAAGCUCGAGACGAAAGCCAUCGGAGGGAGGGUCAACGAUCUCGCUUGGGAUGGGGAGAGUAAGCGGAUGAUCGCCGUCGGGGAUGGGAGGGAGAGGUUCGGGAGUGCCUUUUUCGUCGACGGGGGGAGUAGCUGUGGAGAGAUCCAGGGUAGUUCCAAGGUCAUCAACGCUGUCAGCAUCAGGCAUCAAAGGCCUUUCAGGGCUGUCACCGCUUCGGAUGAUGCCUCGAUCGUCUUCUUUACCGGUGUACCUUACAAGAACGACAAGGUCAUCCGAACCCACACCCGAUUCGUGCAAGACGUCCGCUACUCGCCCUCGGGCGACCACUUUGUCUCGGUCGGAUCUGAUGGCAAGAUGUUCUUGUACGACGGAAAGGACGGGAGCACCGCAGCCGAGAUCGUUGCUAGUCAGGGAAGCGUAUUGGGAGUAUCGUGGUCGGGGGAUUCCAAGCGGCUCUCUACCAGCUCAGCGGACGGCACCGUCAAGAUCUGGGACGCCGAGACCAAACAGGCAGUGCAGACGUAUACCAUCGGUACCGACGUCGCCUCUCAACAGAACGGUAAUGUUUGGGUCAACGAGAACUCGAUCGUCUCCCUCGGCUUGGAUGGGACGCUCAACGUCAUCGAUCCUCGUGUCGAUGGGAAAUGGAACAGGAUCCAUGGAGCACCCAAGGCUAUCAGCUCUAGCGUAUUAGCCAACAAGCCGGAACCUACGUUCUACACUGGAUCAUUCGACGGUUCAGUCCGAGCGUUCGAGUUCCCCACUGGGAAAUGCUCCGCCGUCGAGGGUAGCAAGGGCGAAGGCCAAGUAACCGGCCUCGCAUACGAUGAGAGCGUCGAGGAUGGCAAAGUCUGGACCACUGGAUGGGGGGCCGCUGGUGGUCUCCAAGCUAUCAAGGCUGGCACCUAUGACGCCUCGAUCGCUUCCAACAGCGAGAUCGACGGAUCAAAGGCCAUCGCCGCUUCUGCUGGUCGAGUUGCGGUUGCAGACGUUUCGGGUGUGACCAUGUUCGAGAAUGGCAAGAAGAUCAACACCAUCAGCGUAAAGGAAGGUUGCUCGGCCGUCGCUGUCAACGGGAGUCAUUUGGCAUACGGGGGGAAUGAUAAGAAGAUCCACCUUGCCUCUGCUGACGGUGGUUCGGAAACGAUCUUUGACGACUCUCGAGGAGAAAUCAUCUGCUUGGCUUUCUCACACGAUGCUAAAUACCUGGCUGGCGGAGACAGCUCUGGUCGCAUUGUGCUCAUUGAUGUCGCAGCCAAGAAGACUAUCGUUUCCUCAAAAUGGACCGCCCAUACAAGUCGAGUGAAUAGUUUGACUUUCAGCCCGGACGGGCUUCGUAUCGUAUCCGGAGGUCUCGAUGAGAGCAUCUACAUCUGGUCAGUGGAGAAGACCCUGAGGAACGUCCCGAUCAAGAACGCUCACGCGGGAGGCGUCAACGGAGUAUCAUGGCUCGAUGCGACAACUAUCAUCAGUGCCGGUGCUGAUGCAUGCGUGCGAACGUGGACCGUUUCUGGACCAUGAUUCGAUGCUCCGGGGCUUGGUCGCGCGUGGGACCCAGGUUGACAACCAAAAACGCAAGUCCAGACGCGAGAAAGCGCUAACAAGCGCGGCGAACCCCCGCAACUGACGACGUCUGCCAUUGGCUCUGCCCUCUCACGACUUGUCGAUAGCAUGUGCAGUCGUGCUCGUUGUCGGUGUUGUAUUCUCUGCAGUAAUGCACAGCCAUAAAUCUACCUUUCCGAUUA
This is a messenger RNA of Filobasidium floriforme, 2112 nucleotides long. RefSeq names its product WD-repeat protein. Gene Ontology annotation, biological process: positive regulation of actin filament depolymerization; actin filament depolymerization. The transcript has 16 exons. Gene Ontology annotation, molecular function: actin filament binding. Bases 86 to 1888 code for a protein of 600 amino acids. Gene Ontology annotation, cellular component: cortical actin cytoskeleton. The record is from RefSeq and is a predicted model, not a curated record. Lineage: Eukaryota; Fungi; Basidiomycota; Tremellomycetes; Filobasidiales; Filobasidiaceae.